AUGUCUGCGUUCAACGACUACUGUAUUGUGUGCGAUAGGUUAAUUGAGGGCUCUGAGAAGUUGUACUGUUCAGCUUCGUGCCGCAUUAACGACACAAGGACGGGGAGAAGGAGAAGUGAGGUGGAGAGUUUGAUCUCGACACCACAGCUCUGCCCCCUCGACCUCGAUACGGACGAGACCGACAGCGAGGAAGAGCCAUUCGAGCUGGAUUACAGUACCACCGUGCCGACAAGGCUCAGUUCGCCUCGGUUUAUGGCCAAAGAGCAACAAGAUGGCUACCUAUCGUUUGCUUCUGAUAUGACGCUCGAUCGUAUUGCCGAGAGAAACUACAAGUUGUGGCUGAACUGCAAUCCUACUAGCUAG
This is a messenger RNA of Lachancea fermentati, 363 nucleotides long. NCBI's taxonomy places the organism in Eukaryota, Fungi, Ascomycota, Saccharomycetes, Saccharomycetales, Saccharomycetaceae. The record is from the annotation of a GenBank genome assembly.